Molecule: messenger RNA, 1676 nt
Organism: Myotis brandtii (Brandt's bat)
Lineage: Eukaryota; Metazoa; Chordata; Mammalia; Chiroptera; Vespertilionidae
Product: molybdenum cofactor biosynthesis protein 1
Exons: 1
Coding region: 32-946 (304 amino acids)
Biological process (GO): Mo-molybdopterin cofactor biosynthetic process
Source: RefSeq, a predicted model, not a curated record
GCAAACAAAAGCCCCUUUGAUACAGGGCUGCAUGUGGCGGCUUCUCUCCCGCUCGGCUUUGUGCUCUCCAUUCCUCCUCCCGUGGUGUGGGCAGAACCAGAGUGGGGGAGGAGAGAGGGUUGCGAGAGGAGGCGGGGAAAAGAAUGCCCUUUGCCCUGAGUCUGUCUUCUCCUUCCUUCUUGCAGGAUUGUUUUGGAUGCUCCAAGAUUCCCCACCAGCCAUUCCAAGCCUUUCCUCUUGGGACCCACUCGGCGUUCAGGGUCUGAGACACAGAGCGAGUCUCUCCAACCAGGUGGCGACUCUGUGGAAGGGCUGCCGGGGGCCCCAGUCCCCUCCCCUCGCCCAGCGGUGGCUGGGGCCUGGCUCCCCUCAGAGACACUACUGUUCCCACCCCAACUCAGACACCAACCCCAAGUGCCUUAGCCCCGGGUCCCGGGCUCCUGCCACCCACUCAGGAUCGCUGCCAACCUCGGACCAGCUCACCCACGUGGACACGGAAGGCCGGGCAGCUAUGGUCGAUGUGGGUGGUAAGCCGGACACAGAGCGGGUGGCCGUGGCCUCCGCCACGGUCCUCCUGGGGCCGGUGGCCUUCAGACUCGUCCAAGAGAACCGGCUGAAGAAGGGAGAUGCCCUGGUGGUAGCCCAGCUGGCCGGAGUCCAGGCCGCCAAGCUGACCAGCCAGCUGAUUCCUCUGUGCCACCACGUGGCCCUGAGCCACGUCCACGUGCGGCUGGAGCUGGACAGCACACGCCACGCCGUGGUGAUCCAGGCGUCCUGCCGGGCGCGGGGCCCCACCGGGGUGGAGAUGGAGGCCCUGACCUCAGCCGCUGUGGCCGCCCUCACCCUGUACGACAUGUGCAAGGCGGUCAGCAGGGACAUCGUGUUGGGGGACAUCAAGCUCAUCAGCAAGACGGGGGGCCAGCGGGGGGACUUCCACCGGACCUAGAGCUCCUGCCCUCUCACCCACGGCCCAGCCAGGUCCAGAGGGAUGCGCUCGGGCCGAGGGAAGGACGUCUAGUUCCUUUAACCCCGUCACUGUUGACCUUCAGUAGGAACCCCAGGUCCUGCUAAUGGUGACCUGUGAGGCCUCCUUUAUCCGGAGAGAAACCAGCAGGCCCUUCCGCCUUCCUGGACAUUGGUGACGGGAGGGGUCACAGCGAGCGAUGCUAGUGACGGAAGUCAGCUGUGUCAUCUGCGGGCCAUUCAGCCAGCCCGUGUCACGGCUCGUUUCGGGUUUUCUCUUCUGCUGCUUCCCUGGGGAGAGAUAAGGGCUCACGAAGCAGAGGAACCCGCUGCGAGGGGAAGAGCACCGCCUGCGCGAAGAAGGAACAGGACUUCUCUUCCGCAGCUUCGGCCGCCCACGUCCGGGAGCCACAGCCCUGCCCGCCUGCCUGCCGCCCUCCAUCCUCAGAGAGCCCGUCCCUGCAGACUGGCAGGCUUCCAGUUUAACAACACACAGUCCUGCCUGCUCCCCGACCUCCGCCCCCCCAAACAGGACCCCCGGGGGGCUGCGGCCCUGAGGACUCCUGACCAGCCACUCAGGUGGCUCCUGGCCCCGUGCACUGCUGUCCCAGCCCCGCCCCACCCCUUUGUUCCGGAACAUAUCAGGGAAAGAAGAGAGUUGGAGAUUGCCUUCACCCACGGCGCACAAAUAAAGCCUGGAUGCCAACUUCGGA